AUGGUGCGGUGGAACGAGCUGUUCAAUGGAGAUGGUCAGGAUAGGAGACACAGAGUGCAGGAUGAGAUGAGCGCGCUUUUGCCCACAUCGCGUCGCGAACACCUCCCUCCUCCACCUAUCGACCCCAAGGAUGUUACCAUAGUUGCUCUGCGAUUGAAGCACCAGAUCGAACAAGUCGUACCCUGUGAGCUCGAAGAGGACCAGAUCACCAGGGCGCAUAGCAGCAUCAUCACCGACGCAGUGCUAGAGACUGCGAAGCAAGCUGGAGCUCCCGAGCACAAUGCCUGCGUAGUCUUCUGCCUGUUGCAAGUGAAGAAGUGGUUUAAGAAACAAGCUACCGCAGAGCUGUGGGAUGCCGACCUACACGAAGUCCGCGCCGUGGCGGCAGAGAUCAUGGCCAAGCGCCUGAUCGAGGCCGAAGAGGAUAUCGCAUACCUGUUCGAGGAGGUGCUACUCAAGCGCUACUCAACACUAAUUGAUGGAGAGGCAACCACACCUGCUAACGCCAUUGAAAAGGCCGUCGAUCUCCACGCUGUGACUGUUAUCGGAUCGUCCGGAUACCAGAAGUGCAUCAACUACCUAUGGCGCGGAUGGGUCGUGCAGGAUGAUGAGGACCCUAGUCGCUUCGUCACGUACGAGAACAAGACCAACACCAGCUACUGGGCACAUCUUGAUCCCGAUCGGAUGCGAGUUCCAAAAUACCAGAACUGGGUGCAGAUCGCUGUGUCAGUCAUCUUCCUGGCUCUCUACACUGGUGCUAUCAACACCAUUAACCCCUCUGGUGACUUGGAUGUCGUUGAAGGUCUGCUGUACCUCUUCACUCUAGGUUUCAUCUGCGACGAGGCGAACAAGUUCUGGAAGGUUGGACGAUUCUACAUAUCCUUCUGGAACAUGUUCAACAGUACCUUGUAUGCACUUCUCACGGUCAGCUUCGUCUUGCGCAUGAUAGCUCUCGGACAUCCGGUUAGUGACGAAAAGGACACAAGACGCGAGUACUUGAACAAGAUGAGCUACGACUUCCUAGCUUUCACCGCCCCCAUGUUCUGGAUGCGUCUGCUGCUGUACCUCGACACCUUCCGCUUCUUUGGUGCCAUGCUCGUCGUGCUCAAGGUCAUGAUGCGCGAGUCGCUCAUCUUUUUCAUGCUACUGCUUGUUGUCAUGAUAGGAUUUUUCCAAGCUUUCAUCGGUCUCGACAUCGCGGACGACCAGCUGGCAAACGAUACUGUCUUUGUCUUCCAAGCCAUGCUGAACGCCGUUAUGCAGUCUCCUGAAUUCGAGGGCUUCGAUAACUUCUCGCCUCCCUUUGGUAUCAUUCUCUACUACAUCUUUACAUUCGUCGUCAUGGUUAUCCUACUAAACGUCCUCAUCGCCCUGUACAACUCCGCCUACGAAGACAUCACACAGAACGCCAUCGACGAGUACAUGGCUCUCUUCUCACAGAAAACGAUGCAAUUCGUUCGCGCUCCAGAUGAGAACGUCUUCAUCGCUCCCUUCAACCUUAUCGAGAUGUUUUGCCUUAUCCUCCCAUUUGAGUGGUGGAUGGAUGAAAAGCGCUACGACAAACUCAACGACAUGGUCAUGGCAGUAAUCUACUCUCCCCUCCUCCUCAUCACCGCUAUGCUCGAACAACAAGAAGCCUGGGUUGUCAAAGAAAAUCGUCGCCGCGGCGAAGACGACGAAGACACUACCAUGGAGUGGGAACAGGUCCUUGAUGGCUGUGACUUUGAAGCCGAUGGCUGGGACAAGAAGGUCCAGGCUUCACGUCCCAACGUCGAAUUUGAUACUGCCGUCUUAGAGGUCAGACAGUUGAGGAAGGAAGUCGGGGAGUUGAAAGAUAUGCUGAAGAUGUUAGUUGAGGGCAAGAAGGAGGGCUGGGGUGGUGAUACGCUUGGUGAGAGCGGGUUGACCAAAUUGGAUGUGGGAAAAUUGGGCAUGCAGGGAGAGAGCAGCGAAAAUGGGGGAAGGGAUGAGUAA
This is a messenger RNA of Alternaria atra, 1974 nucleotides long. RefSeq lists its product as uncharacterized. Gene Ontology annotation, molecular function: monoatomic ion channel activity. The coding region runs from base 1 to 1974 and encodes 657 amino acids. Gene Ontology annotation, cellular component: membrane. The transcript is spliced from 4 exons. The record is from RefSeq and is a predicted model, not a curated record. Gene Ontology annotation, biological process: transmembrane transport; monoatomic ion transport. Lineage: Eukaryota; Fungi; Ascomycota; Dothideomycetes; Pleosporales; Pleosporaceae.